AUGUCCCAGAACGAUAAAAAGGCCUUGAAAAUUAUGGAAGAUUCCAUCAAGUUAGACAAUGGACAUUACGUAAUCGCGCUACCCUGGAAAAAUUAUCCACCGCAACUACAAAACAACCGAUCCCUAGCUGAACAACGACUAAGUUCACUCAAACGGCGUCUCCAACGAGAACCUAUCGUGCACGAGAAGUACACGGCGUUUAUGAACGACCUCCUGAACAAGGAUUAUGCAAGGAAGGUGAAUCACGAAGCUCAAGAUCCGUCUAAAAUCCUUUGGUACCUUCCCCAUCACCCAGUGUUGAAUCCCCACAAACCCGAGAAGGUGAGAGUAGUCUUCGAUUGCUCUGCUAAAUACGGUAAUACAUCACUCAACGACCAACUGCUACAGGGGCCGGAUAUGACCAGUACUUUAGUCGGCGUACUCACGAGAUUCAGAGAGGAAAGAGUGGCAAUGACGUCAGAUAUUGAGUCCAUGUUCUACCAAGUUCGUGUAAAACCAAGUGACUGUAGCACAUUAAGAUUCCUGUGGUGGCCAAAUGGAAGGCUCGAUGAACCUGUUGAAGAGUACGAAAUGCAAGUGCAUCUGUUUGGCGGAACAUCAUCACCAAGUUGUUCAAAUUUUGCUCUGAGACGAACAGCAGAAGACAACAAGUCAGAGUUCGAUCCGCAAACCAUUGAAACAGUCAAGAGGAAUUUCUAUGUUGACGACUGUCUCAAGUCGGUGAAGUCCGAUGAAGAAGCAGUGAGAAGGGCAAGUCAGCUACGCGAGUUGUUGUCGAGAGGUGGUUUCAGAUUAACCAAGUGGAACUCGACGUCACAAAAACUCAUCAAGUCUUUACCAGAGUCAGAAAGAGCCGAGAAAAUCAAGGAUCUCGACUUUGACAAGCUGUCCAUCGAAAGAGUACUGGGAGUCCAGUGGAACGUCUCAACCGACCAGUUUGGUUUCAUCAAGGUUCGCCCCCUGACUAGAAGAGGAAUACUAUCUGUAGUAAGUUCGGUGUUUGAUCCGUUGGGAUUCGCGGCACCAUUCAUCCUUCAAGCAAAGCAAAUUCUGCAAGAAUUAUGCCGAUUGAAGCUCGACUGGGACGAAACCAUUCCCGAGAAGUUUCAAGAUCGUUGGCAAUCAUGGCUACGAGAUCUACCAAAUUUAGAAGAGUUAACAAUCGAUGUUGCUUCAACCUAA
Dendronephthya gigantea is the source of this 1182-nucleotide messenger RNA. RefSeq lists its product as uncharacterized. Lineage: Eukaryota; Metazoa; Cnidaria; Anthozoa; Malacalcyonacea; Nephtheidae. The record is from RefSeq and is a predicted model, not a curated record. The transcript has a single exon. Bases 1 to 1182 code for a protein of 393 amino acids.